Messenger RNA from Hyla sarda, 940 nucleotides. RefSeq names its product gastrotropin-like. Gene Ontology annotation, biological process: fatty acid transport. The record is from RefSeq and is a predicted model, not a curated record. The transcript has 4 exons. Bases 500 to 883 code for a protein of 127 amino acids. NCBI's taxonomy places the organism in Eukaryota, Metazoa, Chordata, Amphibia, Anura, Hylidae. Gene Ontology annotation, molecular function: fatty acid binding. Gene Ontology annotation, cellular component: cytosol; nucleus.
AUGGGCAACAGGGCAACUUUUCCUCUGCACAGGUUUUGAUAAAUCUCCCCCAAUAUGUGUUUUGCACAAAAAUACAACAACAGCAGCCGGCUGCCCAUACAUGCUGGGGGUUGUAAUUUUGCAGCAGCUGGGGGCACACCGGUUGGCAAACACUGCUUUACGUUGGGCUCAGACUAAUCCGUUCUUCUUUAAUCUUAUCUUAGUUCCUCAAGGAGAAUUAUUGCAACAAAAAGGACAUUUCUCUCCUCUCAGAAUACCUGGAGGAUUUCAGGGCAAUAAACAUUAUCUAUAGUUCAAUAACACCCGGGCGGGUGAGUCACGACAUACAAUGGGCGGACUGGUCAAGCUGGACCAACCACUCCGGGCAUAGUAAAGUUAUACCAGGGAGGGGUCGGGGUUCAAAUAGUUUAAAUAGCCACAAUGGGCUCACCUGAGUAUCCACUCACCUGAGUAUCCUCUCUUCCUCACUCACCUUCUCUCCUCAUCUUACUCUGAAAACAUGAGCUUCACCGGGAAGUACCAGGUAGAAAGCCAAGAGAACUAUGAAGCCUUCAUGCAAACCAUUGGCAUUCCAGCUGAAACCAUCCAAAAAGGAAAAGACUUCAAAUUCACUACCGAAGUAGUCCAAAAUGGAAAUGACUUCACGUGGUCCCAAAUCUACCCCGGCCAUACCAUGACCAAUACAUUCACUAUAGGAAAAGAGUCUGAGAUGGAGACCAUGAGUGGCAAGAAAUUCAAGGCGACCGUCCAGCUCGAAGGAGGGAAGAUAGUUGUUGACUUUGGCAAAUACAAGCAUUCAUCCGAGAUUGUUGGAGGGAACCUGGUGGAGGUUUCGGAAGCUGGCGGUGUCUCUUUCAAGAGGAUCAGUAAAAGAAUCGCCUAAGACAAAAUGAUCGCUAUGUGUGUAAAAUAUAAGAAUAUAAUAAAGCUUUUUAACUAG